This is a messenger RNA of Suncus etruscus (white-toothed pygmy shrew), 2459 nucleotides long. RefSeq names its product mex-3 RNA binding family member B (gene MEX3B). Bases 1 to 1704 code for a protein of 567 amino acids. Lineage: Eukaryota; Metazoa; Chordata; Mammalia; Eulipotyphla; Soricidae. Gene Ontology annotation, molecular function: RNA binding. The transcript is spliced from 2 exons. The record is from RefSeq and is a predicted model, not a curated record.
AUGCCCAGCUCCUUGUUCGCGGAGCUGGAGCGCAACGGCAACGGGGGCGGCGGGGGCGGCGGCGGCGGCGGGGAGACCCUGGACGACCAGCGGGCGUUGCAGCUCGCGCUCGACCAGCUCUCCCUGCUCGGGCUGGACAGUGACGAGGGCGCCGCGCUCUACGACAGCGAGCCGCGCAAGAAGAGCGUGAACAUGACCGAGUGCGUCCCGGUGCCCAGCUCCGAGCACGUCGCGGAGAUCGUGGGGCGGCAAGGUUGUAAAAUCAAAGCGCUGCGAGCAAAAACCAACACUUACAUCAAGACCCCCGUGCGUGGGGAGGAACCUGUCUUUGUUGUGACGGGGAGGAAGGAAGAUGUGGCCAUGGCCCGCAGGGAGAUCAUCUCAGCUGCCGAGCAUUUCUCUAUGAUCCGCGCCUCCCGGAACAAGAACACGGCACUCAACGGCUCAGUGCCAGGGCCCCCCAACCUGCCGGGACAGACCACCAUCCAGGUGCGUGUGCCCUACCGCGUGGUAGGGCUGGUAGUGGGACCCAAGGGCGCCACCAUCAAGCGUAUCCAGCAGCAGACACACACAUACAUUGUGACACCCAGCCGCGACAAGGAGCCUGUGUUCGAGGUGACCGGCAUGCCCGAGAAUGUGGACCGCGCUCGGGAGGAGAUCGAGGCCCACAUCGCCCUGCGGACAGGUGGCAUCGUGGAGCUCACCGACGAGAACGACUUCCAUGCCAACGGCACGGACGUGGGCUUCGAGCUGCACCACCAUGGCACGGGCACCGCCGGCCCAGGCAGCCUGUGGAGCAAACCCACGCCCACCCCGGGCCGCAAGCCCCUUGCCAGCUUCCGCAACGACAGCUCCAGCUCGCUGGGCAGCGCCUCCGCUGACUCCUACUUUAGUGGCAGUGCCAAUGCCACCCCGCGCCUGACGGACUACAGCCCCCCCAGCCCGGCACUCAGCUUUGCUCAGGGGGACACCCACGGCUAUACCUACCCCCCUGGGGACGCCACGGCACCCUCGCCCCCUGAUGCGGUAGGUGCCGCCACGGAGCUGCCAGCACCAGCCUUCGACCCGGCUCCCGCACCCCCUGCCGGGGCGCUGCCACCGCUGCUCUGGGCCCAGUUUGAGCGAUCCCCGGGGGGUGGCCCCGCUGCACCCGUGGCCUCGUCCUGCUCCUCCUCUGCAUCAUCUUCGUCCUCCGUGGUCUUUCCAGGGGGCAGCACUAGCGCACCUCCCAAUGCCAACCUGGGGCUGCUGGUACACCGGCGGCUGCACCCUGGUGCCAGCUGCCCUCGCCUGUCGCCACCGCCACCACCACCUCCACUGCACAUGGCCCCGGGGGCCGGCGAGCACCACCUAGCCCGGAGGGUGCGCAGUGACCCAGGUGGCGGGGGCCUGGCCUAUGCCGCUUAUGCCAACGGCAGCGCUGGCACACAGCCUGGAGACACGUCUGGCUCAUCAUCCUCAUCUGCCUCUUCUUCCUCCUCUUCCUCCUCCUCCUCCUCUUCCUCCUCCUCUUCGUCCGGGCUGCGCCGCAAGGGCAGCCGCGACUGCUCCGUGUGCUUCGAGAGUGAAGUGAUCGCGGCGCUGGUGCCCUGUGGACACAACCUCUUCUGCAUGGAGUGUGCCAACCGCAUCUGCGAGAAGAGCCAGCCCGAGUGCCCCGCGUGCCAUGCAGCCGUCACUCAGGCCAUCCGCAUCUUCUCCUGAAGCCACAAGCCCUGGUCCCCCAACAUACCCCGCCUGCUGCACCUCGCUGUGCCCUGACGCUCCUCAUCCAGCCCCAGGUUUGGGCUUUUGCUGCAGGCUAUGGCCCAGGAGACCACUCUCUGACUGUCCCCAGUGGGCAGCUUCCCCUGAAGAGGCCCCAUUUCUCCAAGGACUAGGAGGAGGAGGACCAGGAGCGCCCAGCGUGUCCCCGGGCAGGUCCCUGCUGCCGCCUGUGCGCUCCAGCGCCUGAACAAAGGAUCCUGCCGCGAAAUGUUAGUGGAAGGACCACGGAGUUCCUGGGAAGCCCAGGCUACUGCAGCUUUAUUAAUGGAAAAGAAACUGUAACAUAUCUCUUAUAUAUGAAAAAAGAAAAGUAAAGGGGGGGAAACAUUUCAAAGUUUUAAAAGAGAAAUUGCAUUAAUACAGAUUGAAGUAUUUUAUUCUUUUUUGACUUGAAAAAUUAUAUUUCAUAUCGCAAAGAUGUUUACAAGUAUUUUAAUUUAAGUUCAGUGAACUUUUUUGUAGCUGGGUUAAAUCUUUUUAUUUUAGUAUGGCCUUAUGGCACAGAACACUGUAUUAUUUUAAUAACCACACAAUCGUGACAGAAUUACAAACCAGAAAAUGUGUCAUGUUUCAAACAGGAUUCUGUUGGGAUGGGGAUUUUAUAGGUGCAGACAAAUCUAGCUCUGAUUCAGCCAACAUAUUUUCUAUUUGGUGAUACAAAGCAUAUUUUAUUCUAUAUUACUACAACCCCC